GUUAAUAUCUAAUGCGCAAUCUGACGAUCUACGGAACAUUUAUUCGAUUUCCUAACAUUUGGAGAACGUGUCAGGGUGCAUUAACUUUUUAUUUCGAGCAACUAUGAAUCCCGAGAAUCCUGAAAAAGAAGUAGAGCCCGAAAAAAAUGUUUCGGAGGGAUCGGACCCAAUGGCCCACGAAGACGAUGAUAACGAAGAGGCAGAAAUAUCGUACGAAGAAGUAAGUGUUGAAAGCAUUGCUGUCGUACAACUACUGCAAUCAUUCCGGGUCUCGAUAGACGUAAUAAACAAGUUUAUUGCAAAUGGAUAUGAUUUGGAAUCUCUCCGAGUUAUUGAAAGACAAGAAAUUGAGGAACUUCUUUGUGAACCGUAUCUUGGAGAUAGGACAAAAGUUAUCCAUGGAUUGAAUGUAUGGCGAAAAUCACAGAACCUUCCUCCCGUAUCCUCUCCGCUGAAAUCCGUUCAAAAUGUAAUUCAGAGUAAACAACAUCCAGAGAUUAUGAAUCGAGCUAUGGAUCGAGAAAAUUAUUCAGCACGAUUCCUCAUUCAUAACUCGGCCAAAGGAAAGCAAAUCCUCGCGAACUACAACUCAUCAAAAAUUCUCACAAAAAUACAAAAGAAAAUCAUAACUCAUAUUGUCGUAGACGAAUUUAAAGAUGUUUUUGGCAAACUCUCACAUAAUGAGCUUCUGAGUCGAGGAUCCGAGCUGAACGAACAUUUUCCAUCAGAAUCAAAGGAGUCUUGGUACCAGCCAACUUUUUCGUUUGUCGGCGGGAAAAAGACUAGAAUAGGUCGUUUGCCAAAAGGUUGCCUUUAUGACCGUAACUGCAAUUAUACUAUUCCGAAAGUCUCGCAGCGAAAGUCUAACGAUAGUGAAAAUAUUACACCGUUAUGUUCGCCUUCUGAAGCUGAAUGGGUUGAAUACCAACAAACGAAAACAUGGAUCAGGCAUCAUGAAGACGAAUGGCCAGCAGUAAUGCAAAAGUGGGCAUUAACGAGCGUAAUUCGAUUGUACGAGAUUUCAAAAUUGGAAAAAACGAACGUGUGGUUUGAUUUUGGAUUUAUAUCCGACACUGCGCAGUCCCGACGGAUACCAACUGGGACAAAUUGAUUUCGAUACAAUGUUCCCAACCAAAAGCUCCGCAUUAUUCGAGAAAUGGAAUUCUUUCAUCGAAUCGCUCAAGCCUAUUCUCGUUGCCGAUGUGAGCGAUAAAAGCGGCAAAACUAUUCUAAAUCAACUGGAAGGUGAACUAAGUGAAGAUUGUCGGGAUGCGGUGUACUCAAUGUUGCUGCCGUACAUCUUACCCUGUGCUGUACUGACCCUGUCGGACAAAGGCAAGUGGAAACCCAGUUACAUUGAAAAUCGUAACAGCUUUGUCUACUGGGUACAGAGCAUAAUCGAUCUACAGUCAAAAGUUAAAGCUCACCACACUUCACGUUCUGAGACUAGAGGAAUGCCACAAUGUCCACUGGUGAUCGUAGUUGGACCAGACCUAUCAAAGUUGAACACCUUUAGUGUAUCCUUCGGUGACGCAUUCUACCAGUUUCCUACCUUUCUGAAAGCGUUGGACAUCUGCUAUAAAUUCUACAAAACCUACAGCCUACCAUUUGCUGCGGAAUGUGCCGGAUCAUGGAAUCUCAUCAAUCACGUCAUUUACGAGUUUCCGGUAGAAUCCUCUUGUCGCGCAAAAAUACUAUCGAUCAGUAAUGUGAUCAGUUCCAGAAGUUAAAGAUGUUCAACUGUCCAUCAUCAGACUGUCACUGGGAGGGCAUUUCGAUCGAUCAGUAUUAUUGUCACGUUCAACGAAUGCACGAGCCAAUGAAUGGAUACAUGUGUAUCCAAAAAUGUGGCCGCAUUCUAACAUCGAUCACAAGCCUUCGAAAACAUAUGUUAUCUCAAGGGGUGGAUCACUUGUUCGGUGCACAUCUAAUGUACAUCAGAUUGCAUUAAAUGCAUUUUUUUCAUAUUCAUCAACUUAGCCCUGGCCCAUGCCAUAGUAUCGUGCUAUAGCAACGCGUCAUUGUUUGUUGUGGAAGUUUGAAAAUUGUUUUACUCAACACUGAUUUGUUCAACUAAUCACAUCUUUUAUUCGUUUCAGAUAAUCAAGAUAUAAUUUUGAAACGAGAAAAUAUAUUAAAUUACAAGCCUGAUUAAAUCAGUUUCUACACCUUCAAGAUAUUAGGCAUCUUUUUUUUGUGAACUAACCAGCAUUAAUCGCAACCUUUGAAUCUUCCUUCCCGAGAAACUUGGAGACUAUGACUUACUGGAGACAAAUAGAAAUCCACAUGAUUCUUAAAUGAAGGAUAACAAAAUAAAGCAAAUAUAAUAUUGUUUGUACUAAUAACUUGUUUUACUUCCUUUUCCCGGGGAUCUUGGGGACAAGAAAGGAACGGUAAGCUCAAGCACUUAACAUUGAUAUUCUCCCCUUUAAAGUAUCAUAAGCAGAAUGAAUAUUUCUUCUCCGGAAUGAUCACUUCAACGUUUGGAUGAGAUCAAGGAACAUGAGUGUAGGUAAAGGGGAUCAAUUGAGUUCAAGUCGUCUUCAAGACCACAACUUUCACAGUAAAAUUCGCUUCUGGGCACUCUGUUACUACGCGGUCUAACUUACAGACUGACGGGAGAUAACGGUACUGAAUACUAAAUUUCGUGGUAUUAGCGGAUAAAUGAUAAGCUUUUGUUUUCUUUAUUGUAGUGAUUUUUAACUUAAAACUAGUUCAACGCUCGUCAGGGGAGAUCACCGGAAUGAUGCUUCUAAAAAUAAAUGAUUCGGAUAUAUAUUAUCUUAUGUAAAGGAUAAAAAAGCUCAAAAUGGCAAUAUCCGAUGCUCCAAGAAAUCCGAGAAGUAGCAGCUGGUCAGAGGCUUCUUCGAAGUAGCCAUUCCGGACCUGGUCAAACGUAAGAUAUUUGGAGUUUUGUUCACUGUGGCCUGCAUCAGAAAAUAUCAUCUUCGCUUCGCCUAUGAGCAAGCGGGUUGCACCGAUCUCUGUCUGUCUGAACGAAGGGCCAUCAUGGCCGGUUACGGGACGAGAUGCCUAUUAAAUGCAGUGCCCUGUUUGGGUGAGCAAUACUUUUUCUUGAGCUCGUAGAAAAGUUAGUUUGACAUUCAAACAAGCGUAACAAAUAAACAUUGGAGUAAGCCAUGAAUUGCAAAUUUUCUGAGUGUGCAUUUAAAUGCAUUUGAAUGCAUGAAAUAAUUUCAAUAUAUCAGAUGCAUCAGAAGUGAUCCACCCCUUGUGUUAUCUUGUAAAGAGAAAAAUAAAACCACACCAGAGCGCCCUGUAACAAAAAUUGAACAACGUGAAACCUAUAUCGAAAAUAAAAUUGAAGUGGAAGAUCAAAGCAGCCUCAGAGAAAAUGAUCAAAAUAAAAUUGAAACCGAGAAUCAAUUUGUCGUCUGUUCAGAUACCGCGCAACUAGCAGCUAUUAACGCAAACCGAUUAAGUAUGAAUAUGACAUUAAAGUGGCUGAGUGAAAAUGGAUUGGCAAGAAAAGUGGCUUU
Aedes aegypti (yellow fever mosquito) is the source of this 3500-nucleotide messenger RNA. RefSeq lists its product as uncharacterized. The record is from RefSeq and is a predicted model, not a curated record. The transcript has 7 exons. The coding region runs from base 104 to 1111 and encodes 335 amino acids. NCBI's taxonomy places the organism in Eukaryota, Metazoa, Arthropoda, Insecta, Diptera, Culicidae.